CUUUUGUUAAGAAAAGUACGUGUAUAAGUAUAAAAAUUUAACUAUUUAUGUAUAUAUAAUAUUAUACAAAUAGGAGAUUAUUUUUAUUUAAUUAAUAACAGUUCUGGAAUUAAGACAUUCCUUCUUCCCAGACGAAGUUUUAUUUUUUAAUAUUACACUAAGAAAAAUGCAUGUAUACUUAUUCGAAUGUUUCAAUGUUAAUAGGCGUGGAUGAGUAUGACGUUUCUCCAGAAGGAAGGACGUCGUCAGCGUUAUCAUUGCCUAUGACGAUGCCAUUGAAAAGAAUCGGUAACAAGCCGAUCCGUAGAUAUGAAGAAUGGGACGAAAAAGGCAAAGAUUCCAAGAUAUCUAAGAUAUUUCAGUUGACUGUGACAGCUCUAUCAUUUCUAGCUUUUGGCGGAUACUUGCUAACUCUGAUCAUCACGGCUAUAAGGCGCAAUCAAAACAAUAAUAACCAGUCAAACGUCAUCGUACUCUCGAGUUUGCAAAAGAUUAAACGACCAAAGCGAAAUCUCUACAUGUAUGAUCCUCUAGAAUACGAUUGCGACGUGGAACAUCUGUACAGAGGAAUGAUUAUGCUAUCAAGUGAUUACAGUAGUCAUUCAAUAAAAAAUCGAUUUUAAGUGUAUUUACUAUUUUAGAAGAUAUUACAUAAAAUUCACAUACAAAUGAGUAAAUAGAACGUUAUUCAAGAAA
This is a messenger RNA of Nasonia vitripennis (jewel wasp), 696 nucleotides long. RefSeq lists its product as uncharacterized. Bases 171 to 623 code for a protein of 150 amino acids. The transcript has 2 exons. The record is from RefSeq and is a predicted model, not a curated record. Lineage: Eukaryota; Metazoa; Arthropoda; Insecta; Hymenoptera; Pteromalidae.